Messenger RNA from Bacillus rossius redtenbacheri, 18182 nucleotides. RefSeq lists its product as uncharacterized. The record is from RefSeq and is a predicted model, not a curated record. Gene Ontology annotation, biological process: mitotic sister chromatid segregation. The coding region runs from base 1635 to 5675 and encodes 1346 amino acids. Gene Ontology annotation, cellular component: nucleus; condensin complex. NCBI's taxonomy places the organism in Eukaryota, Metazoa, Arthropoda, Insecta, Phasmatodea, Bacillidae. The transcript has 20 exons.
UCUGCGCCGUGCCAUCUUUUCUUUGUUGCUGAUCUUUGCCAUGACCUAAAAAGAAAAGAAAAAUUAAAUAAACUAUAGAAAGAUAAGUAAUGAAGAGAGUGCUUCAGAUAUAUUAUAAAAGGGCGUAGGCCCUUAGGAAGCAAAAAGACUGUAACUGUUAAUUUCAGACAUAACAUUUAUUCCUCAAAUAAGUUCCAUUAAACUUUGGCUUAUUAACUUUUCCCAUGAAAGUAUUAUAAACAUUAAUUUUUAGGUUAGGAGUUACUCUAUAUAAUAUGGGAGUAUUGUAAACAGAUGUGUUUACAGUAUACAUCAUAGUAAACAAAUAACUGCCUACAAUAAUGAACAUAAAUUACUUACACUGCUGUUGGUGUAGCUUUCUUUAUCUGUUGAAGAAUGUAUUUCACUACAAAAAUACUGCAGUUUCAACAAUAGAAAGGACUGUGAAGGCCAGCAUGGGUGACAUGUGAAUAACCAAAAUGCACAAGUGCAGGUGUGACAACUUACAAAACAAAAAUUAUGUUCUACAAAUAUAAAUAAAGAUAUUUACAAUAUAGGCGGUUAAUUACUUCAUAAAAUCACUGAAAAUAUAAUUUGGUAUUAAAUGUAAAUAUUAUUAAAUUUGGUGUCGGACGUAAAGUGUCGGACGUAAAAUUAUUUUUACGUCCGACCCCCCAGUUAUAUAAAAAGUUAAUUCAUAGCAAUCUUUUGUUAUGUAUAGAAAGUAAAGAUCAGUACAAACCUACUUUGUAUGUGGGUUGUUAGAAUUAUAUCACUAGCCUUGUGGGCUGUAUAAAACUGAAUACACAUUUUGGUGUCGGAAGUAAAACUAAAAAAACACCUGCUUUGAGGGAGGUUUAUAGAACAGUUAUAUGAUUUAGUCUUCUUAAUUAUAGUUUCUACGUGUAGCAUUAGGCCACACAAAUUGAAUGGCUUAGAAACCAAUCUAAUAUAGUAUUAGUAUGUCAUCAAGAUCAGCCAAGAAAGCAAUUUGCGUACAAUUGAAACUACUAAGAGAAUAAUUUUUAUUAGGUUUGUUCAUCAUUAUUAAUUACAUCACAAAGUUAAAGACUAAUCUAAGGCCUAGUUUCUGGUAGAGAAAUAUGUUAGCUUUCCAAUGAUAUAAAACAUUUCUAGGUUAUGUUAAUUUUAAUAUUUGCUACCAUGGUUGACCUUUUCAUGGAACUGCCCUUAUAAAGACCAUGUAGUGAAUGAUGAAAAUGGUAGUGCAAAUAGACAAUCAUAUAAAUUUAGUUUAAUGGAAGCUGACAAUAGUGUAGGGUGCACUAGAAUGCAAGAUACUUCUAUCAAACCAGCUGGUGUUAACAGAACAACAGUAACAAGAUCAGGGAGAGUUAUAAAUCCUCCCAAGAGGUUGAACAUGUAAUGUAUGUACAGUGUAUUUGACAAACAACUUUGAAAGGGGAGAUGUUGUAGUGUAGUCAUGAAGUUGGUGCCACUGUAAGACAGUUGUGAUGAUGGUGUCAUGGAGCUAGGAUAAACACGGAGUGGUAACAGAUAAUAAAUAGAAUAGAAGCAGUAACCGAUAUGGUGGGAAGGGCCUCAAUCGGCAUGAGCUCGAUGAGUUGUGGAGCAUUGUGUCAGAUUCAUUUGGAAAGCAACUGGACAGCCUUAUGUCUGCAGCGUCAGCCGAUCUGCCACGAGACUGCGAGACUGAAGAGAAAUUAGUUGAGGGUGAGAACUUUAUUAUGUCGGUGUUGUACCUGGUUCCUAAAACUUUGUGUGGCAAAGAUGAUAUCCAUAUACCAGACUCGCUAAUGGACGUGCUGCUAGCACUCCAGGGGUUCCUGUGCAAUCCUGCAAUUCCUGACAGGGUUCAAUGUGCGACUGCACAGCUGUUUUUGGAUCUGUACAAGAGACGAUACUUGCAGCCAGCUGAGUGUGUGAACGUGUUGCAGUAUUACCUAGACUGUGUCCUGAAUGAGAAGAGCUCUGUGACGUGGAGGACAGACGUCCACAAGCUAUGGGAGCUGCGGUCGUUGCUGACGAAGAUCAACGUGCGGUCGGAUGCUCUGCGAGCCCUCCGAGGCUUGCUGCAGCGCUGCACGGCCGACGAGAGGUUCCUGAUACGCGAGGAUGGCCAGCAGUUCCUUACUACGCUGCUGGGAGCGGAUGACUCGCUACUGCAGAAUUUCAUCACGUUGAUGGAGGAAAACAUGCCGAGGACAAACAAGGAUGCUGCAGUAGGUUACGGAAAGCUGCUUGUCCAUGCGUGGGGCAAAGGAUCAGUAGACCAGAAACAGUGCAUAGAAGAUUUUGUCAAGAAACUUUAUGAUGAGAUGGCACAACUCCAGCGUAAAGGAAUUGAAAUGUGUCAGUUAGGAAACAUCAUCUUAAGAAUUUUUGAAAUGUUCCACACUGAUGAUACUCCAUUACCAUUGAAGACUAGCAUUUGUAGGAGAUGUAUACCAAUUCUCUUUGGAUAUUUGAAGAGCCACGUGAACCGUCAGCGCUGCAACGCGAGCGAGCUGUUCUUCAGGAUGUACCCGCUGAUGAUGUACUCGACACGGGACAAGGAGUGCAGCUUCCUGGACAAGCAGCAUACGCUCAUCGAGGAGCUGCUGAGGGACAAGUGCCACAUUGUGCGCGUCCUCGCCAUCAUGGGAACGUGCCGUAUCAUUGCGGAGAACACUGACAGUGUCUCGAAGCCCACGGUGACUCGCUGGCUGACCAUCAUAGUGGAGGAGCUAUCACGGGACUCCAAGUCCUAUCUGGUACGCUGCUACGUCUCGAAGGGCUUCAAGAAGCUGCUGUCUAGCAGGCUGCCCAACACGAGUCUGGAGGGCAUGAUGGCGAAGAUGAACCACCUGUACGGCGACGUGAACGCGCAGGUGCGCGAAGCCUACAGCGAGCUGCUGAUGAAGGCACUGGACAGGGCCGUACAGCCGCGGGUGAACGGGAGGCAGCCGGACCCAGGGAUCAGGUGGUGGAAGAUUGUGCAACUCAAAGAACUGCUGACGCAAAUAGAGGUUGAAGAUUGUGGUACAAGGAAGUGGCAGGCUUCAUUGUUGUUCCACUCCUCCAUCCUGAAAGAUAAGUCAGGGACAGAUAUCGUUCAAAGGAUAAUCACUCUGGCCAACAUGAACCCCAUGGCGACUAACAAACUGUUUAUAUUCAUGGGCAAGAAACUGACCUUCGUGCAGGUUAUCGAAAUAAUAAGUGCAAUAAUAUUGAAAAUAAAUAAGUACGUGGACAAAAACCGCAACCGAGUGUACAAAUUGCUUGCAGCUGAGGAACAAAAGGUUUGCCCCUCGCCUUUGAAGAGGAAGAAACGGAAAAGGCUCGACAAGGAGAAUUUCAUGGAUGAUGAUGGCUCAAUGACAGGCGAAGAAUCGAGGAGCGAGGCUCACAUGAGCAGCUCCUUGGAUCGGCCCGCAGUUAUGCAAACACUGCUAAAUAUUGCCAGCAUCUUGUGGAGGACGUUCAUUAAGGCCUUCGAGGAACAUCCCAAGGAGUUGCAUGAUCUCCACAAAAUUUGCCAAGGGUACCUCCCCAAAUGGUUUGGUUUUUUCAAGGGUACGGUGGCAUUUGACUGUUUACUGCUGCUGAUGACGCAUCUGCCAGCUGACCUGGUUGCCAAGAUGAGUGGCCUGCAGAUGAGCCUGAUGUCGCAGCUAAAGCAGCUCCCUGCAGACGUACCAGAUGCCACGGCUAGGGCCUUGUUGGUGCCGUUAGUGCUUUGGGGUAACGGGCGCUGCAUCCUAGAGCUCAUCCAGGACUGGUUCAACGAAGCCUUCCGCCACUGCAACCUCAACUGGACCCUUAGCACCCUGGGCCGCCGGAGGAAGGUGUCUGUGAUCGAUGUAGUGCCCGCCAAGCCGCUCCUGGCUGUAAGGUUCCUCUCCAUCAUGUACCAGCACCCGGUCUGCUGGGACAAACUGCUGGCCAAGUGCUACCCACAGCUCAGGGAGUUUUGGAGCUUCCUGGAGCGAGUCAAGACACUCAUUGUGCAACGUUUGGAGUAUGGGCAGCCCCUGGACAAUGUGCUAGUCAGCGAUGAAUUCAUCAGAGAGUCCCUGCGGUUGUAUCUCAAGCUGAUACCAUUCCUGGGCAACGCAGAUAGAAAUGAGCAGCAUUUUGAUACCUUCAAGAACUACAGUGAAGUUAUCCAAUUUGCCUUGGAGAACAUGGUUCCCCGCGUUCCAGACACAACUUCUGAGGCAGAGAAGCCGGAGCGUGUCCUUGUGGUGACUUUGCUGAAUGAUGUGCUGGAUGUGGGAUGCCACCCUCUGCUCCUGGUUCAGCCUCCGAUCAAGUACUUGCGAGACAUGCAUCUGCUCGCUUCCAAACUGCUGAUGACAGGCUGUGGGUCGUUGUUCGUGGUGUUCUCGCUGCACCUGCUGGGAAACACUGCUGUGCACCUGAAGGGCCAGGUGGGGCGGCUGGACCGCCAGCUACUGGUAUUCCUGCACACCAAGUGCGUGCUGCGGCUUUCGCAGCUGGUGCUUGCCAGGCUGCCUGUUGCGAGGGAGUGCGACUUGCUGCUCUGCUUCCAGGAACGUGAAGUAUUCAAGACUGUAAUGACUAAUGUGUUAAGCAUUAGCAAACUUUUUGUUGGGAGCAAUUCUCAAAUGAUAAUGAUGCUGUAUUUGCCAUACAUUGAAGCUGUGUUCAAACUACUGUCUCAGGAUAAGUAUAAUAUUGUUUCGGCAAGCUCCAGAAAGCCCUCAAAGGACUUGCCUGUUGCCGUGGCAAAGAUGGUCAACAUAGUUGUGGCUCACAGUGAACAAGCACACAUCUUCUGCCUGACCUUAAUGUACUGCUUCAAACGACCCUGUGAAGACUGUGAUAUGCUGUUGUCAGCACUGAAGUUAUUGUGUAUCAUGGUGGGUGAUGGCCGGUGGAGAACUGAAAUCCUUCUGCAAUGUUUUCUUGCAGCUAAGGAAGCAGUUUCUACAGGUACUCCUACUUUAGGAAAGGACUUUGAAAGGAAGGCUUCAAAAAUCAUUGAAGAAAUCCAAAAUCAACUGAAGCAGCCACAGUUUGGUACAUCCUCCCAGCUGGACGUCGCCAGCUCCGUACCUUCCCCACAGGAUACACAAGAGGAGCUUCCAUUGGAUGCUGUAACCACGGAGGCACAACCACCAUCUAAGCAGUUGCAGACAGAAGUGGUAGAAGAAUCAGUGGCUGAUUCAGCACAUGUGAUGGAAUCCCAACCUCCAUCAUUGUUGUUGCCCACUCCUCCUGACACAUGUUUGGACACUUCAUUAGAGGCAGAGUCGCAGAGGUCACAGUCUCCGUCCUGGUCGCUGUUAGUUAGUGCAGCGCAGUCUGGAGAAUCUUGUCUGGAUUCUUCUUUCGAGGCAGCUUCCCAUUUAUCGCAGGCUGAAGAGCCGGUGGCACCGAUGCUGAGUGCUGAAUCAUUGUCUGAAGAGGGUCGCUUUGAUGUUCAAGUGCGUCCAGAACCAUCGUUCGUACCCUUAGAAGUGCACUCGAGAGUGUCAUCAAAGACUGCAAAAGCUCGCAAAUUGCGUAGCUACUCAUUACCAGUAGAAGAGCGGGUCUCGCAUAUGCUGCAGGUUACAUCAUCCCAAGUUGCAGGACUACAUUUGGAAAGUACACUGCCAUUUUGUUCGCGAAGGACAGGAUCUCGGGUACAUUGUAACUCCGAGUCUCACCUGGUACAGAGUUCAGUUCAAUUACCGACAGAAUAAAAAUCAUUGUGGAAGGUAAGGUAUAUUUUGCACAAUUUAGUUUGUGUGACUAAAAAAUUCAUGGUUGUAAACCUACAUUGCAUAUGUGCAGUUUUGUAGUUUAUUUUGCAUUCAUUGAGAUAUUUUUUUAAUUCAGGGCUGCUACAGAGAUUCCAAAUAUUUACUGAAUUUUCCCUGAGUUCAACCAUUUUCCUGAAUUGUCUUUAGAGGCAUUUACAAUAUUCAAUAAUUAACAAUUAUUUUAUUUUAAACAUGAUAUAUUACUUGAUCUUUAAAAGUAUUUCACUACUGUAAAAUCGAGAAAAGGCGUAAAAUUUUAAUUUUGGUAUGGACUUUCUUCUGUUUAAAAAUUCAAGAGUGGUGUGAAAAUUAUAUACAUGGCAUUUAUUAUUUUCUUACACUGUUUUCCAGUUAACUUAAUUAUUGAAUGUAUUUCUAUGAAAAUUAAAAUUUUAGUUAAACACUGGUUAAAGUAGCAGAUCUAGAACAGAUAAAAUAAUCAAAUUUAAAAAAAAAACCUUACAAAAAUGAUUAUUACAUUAUGUCAUAAGUUUUCUAAGUAUUUUGUAGCCUCUCGUGUUAAACACUCGAGGGGAACAAGGAGUAGGAAUGGAACAGAGUUUGGCGAAAUGUCAUCUAAAGGUAUUACAACUCUAUGGUAACAACACAUUUAUUAUCGCUUAUACAUUAAAUUAUUCAUUACAACUUCAUUAAUGACAAAAAUGUACACAGUUGAUAUUUGCGGCGAGGCUCUGAUGCAAAAGUCUGCGAACAGAAACGUUUAGGAAUUAUUGCAACGUGAGACACGUGAAUGCAGCUUAACAAAUACACUUCACAAUUGCCCGUGCUCUCAUACUUGGCACCGCGCUUGGCGCUGGGUACACCGUCAAAACAAAAGCUAAGUUACAAGCAAUUAACGUACAUAAAUUUCCAGAGUGCAAAUCAAAGUAUAUAACAAGACCCUUCGACUUAUUGAAUAUUACGCGACACACCUCUGUCAAUGCGCAAGUUAGCAAACAUCACCAUAAUCAUUAAUAUCAUUUAACUAACAUGCUAUUUAUACACAACAUGACUAAUACAAAAAGGAACACUAUACAUGUUUUCACGAGGGUACGCGGACCUCUAAUUAUUAAUAUAACUAGUCGUCAACUUAGAUUACUCUUGUCGACACGUAUUUCUGCGGGCAAGUUCUUAUUCGUCGAUGCAGGGGUUACCAUUGACUAUCUCCCCAAACUAUAGUAGCGGGAGAAAUGCUCGUCGGUGUGGGGACUGGCAUUAUUCUUCACGUGUCGCUGCCGGGAUUCGCACCUAAGUGUUGUGUGUCCAGUCAGAUGUAAAGUCUUUCAUCGGGACUCACAAGUUCACACCGCCAUCUCCAAGCCUUGCCUCCGUCACCACUGCCCCUCUUCUCACUCUAAGUUUUCUACCCACUCGGUCUAUAGGUGUCUACGACGAAACAGUACUUUACCAAGUGGUAGUUUCUUCCGACGGGCAGCGUGACGGCAGACCAGCGAGACAUGUUGACAGUGUAGCUUCCUUCGGCAGGGAAGGCCAGCAAGGCCUCCGGCUGGUGUCGCUGGUGGUCGCGACGAGUCUCCUCCCUCAGCGGAAAAUGGGACCCCUUUUAUACUCUGCGAACUGCUAGUAUCGAACAUGGCAGAUUGUUCUCGGUCGGGGCAACCGGAACAGGCGCCUUCGGCGAUGUCCGGUUGGCAGCCCGCCAAAACGAGCCUCCCCGAGGGCUCCCGAGCUGCUCCGAACGUCAUGCGCGCAGCGCGCGAAUACUUGGCUUGUGCUGGUUGCAUCGGCGCGCGGUAUGGCGCCGCGCGACACAUCUUGAUGUGCGUAUGCGGAGCACACGCAACAAUUUGUUGGAUAAAGAAGAGACAACGCAUGUACAUUUUAUAAAAUGUUUUGCUAAUACUAAAAUCAAAACAAAAAAAAAGUUUGCAAAUAAAAAGUCUAUGGUAAAAGUUCUCUUAAAACAAAAGAAAAUAAGUUAAGCUAAGUCACUGUAAAAGUCAAUCUAGUCUAUUAUUAUUUAACCUAGAUUAAUCACAAUCAGUAUAUGACAAUAAAUAAAGGUGAUCCCUAUGCUCAUAAGUACAUAUUUAGCUUUUUUUUUCUAUCUGCCAUUCGAGCUAUCCGGAAUUAUAGGUCUGUGUUAAAGUUCCCCCAUGACAUUGUGAUUAGCAGGCUUACGUGACAGAAUUUUUUGUUUCUUCUUUAAAAUAAACUUAUAUAUGAGGUGAAAAUCAUGACAAUAUUUUAGUUGCUGGUAAGGCUUUUCUUUGUUCCAAUUGCUGCUGGUAUAAAUAGUUAUAUUGCAUAAGCUGCAGUAAGCUUUUAUUUUUAUUAUUUUUUUUUAUUAUUAUUAUUAUUAUUAUUUAGCAUUCAUAUUUUUUAACUGUGGAUCUUUAGACCAACUAUGCUUUAAAAAAAACUUUUCUUAGACAUCUUGAUGCUUAUAUGAAGUAUAAAAAAGGUACUCUAUUUCUGAUGUGAUAGGACCAUUCACGUCCUUCACAUGCACACAGAUAGUGUGCGUCUGGGCGCUACCACAUGUUUACUGGGCACACGGACCCGGCGGGAACUCCUUAACAGGGUCCUGAUGUGGCCCGUCUUAAGACUUCCUCAACCCUUACAGACGUGGUUUGCCCUGAGCGACGGACAUGCUUACACACUGAAUGGGAUCUUAGAAACGUCCCACAUGGCCUGAUACCAGAAACUGAACACGUCCCACUGGUAACACGAGUUACUAUCAUUGUUCCUUGCAUGCAGCUUCCAUGUCUCCUAUAACUGUAGGAAAGCUUCGCGGCACGAAUCGGUAUAGUUGUGGUCUGACCCUUGAGGCUGACAAAUUCCCCACGUGGUAGUUUCAAAAGAUUCUUAAAAAAAAAAGUUUAAAUUAAUUAGUUAAAGAAGUGUGCCUACUGAGACAGUUCUCAAGGAUAGUGAUAGUGAUUAGAACAUUAAAAUUAAACUACAGAAGUAACUUAAUUGGUGAUGGCAAGCAAUAUAUAUAUUACUAGCUGCAGUACCCGGCGUUGCCCGGGCUGAACACAGGGUGAAGGGGACCUUUUUCGAAAUCAGAUGUAGUUAGUAAUUAUCUUCUCAAUUUGAAUGUCAAGUGUGCAAAAUAAUUUAUAUCACUUUCAGAUCCCGACAGACGUCCUGUCAGUGUAUAGUUAUUUACCUGUAUAUAUCUAAAAAUUGCUGGUCUGUAUGUAGUCUAGACUCUAUAAAGCACUAUGAAAAAAAGCUUAAAAAUAAGAAGUACUAAUAUUGAAAAGAUUCCAUUAUCUAUCUAAUGCUCGGCAUGCAUUGCAUGCCUCAUUCAGUUUUGUUUUGUAAUAUGUUUGAAGUAGUUACACAUAUACAAAUCACAUAUAUAUAUAUAUAUAACUCCCACUAUCUCUCUCUUCUAUAUAUAAAUCUCUAUAUAGCUCUAUACAUCUAUAUAUAUCUUUAUCUAACCCAUGUCAUUCUCUAUACCUUGCUCUAUCUCUACUUAUCUCUCUGUCUCUCUCUAUCUCACUCUAUACAUAUAUCACUCUAUCUCUGUCUCUCUUUUAUUAUUACAUAAAUUGUCUCAUGCGUGCGCACUUAUACAACAAAAACAGACGAAGUGCCGCUAUAUAAUAUGAAAUAAACACAUUUUUUAAAACGAUUUAUACUCCAACUAUUGCAAAAUAGUUAUACCGUCUCAGAAACCUUCACGGGCAUGCGCAUAACAACUCACCAAAAUUUCAUCGCAAUUGGAUGAAUGGUAUAGGAACGCAUACGGCACAAACAAACGAAAAUUAAAGAGAUGACAAACACAUCAAAUGAUGGUGCGUUUAAAAUUCAAGGCUACUAACUCUAUCUAUUGACGAAGUUAAGAACAAAACUGUUAUGAGCGCCUUUAUUUUGCUAGCCGCUGCAAGCUCCACUAAACGGGCUGGUCUCACCAAGGAGAAAAAUAUGAAUUUGCCAGACCUUACUAUGUGUAUGAUCGUGGGGCAGACAUAGAGAAAUGACACUCACUCACUAUUUGUGUGUGUAUGACCUAUAUGAUUUUAUAUACCUAUGAAAUUAUCACUUUUUCACUCCCUUAGGGAUGGAAUUUCAUAUUAAUAUGUGGUCUAUGUGUUAAUCCAGGUAAUGAGCUCGCUGUAGGCGGUGAAAGUUGAUCAAGUGUUAAUUGAUCAGCUAUCGACCGGGGUUGAAAAAUAUAAAAUUCUAUUAAAAAUUAGGGGUUGGUGAUAGAAGGGUGAAAAUUUAUGUUUGUAUGUAUUUUUUAAUGUCGCAUUAUAAAAAAAAUUUAAAAAAAUAAUGUUAGGGGUGGACAACCCUUAUCACUUAGGGGUAUGAAAAAUAGAUAGUAGCCGAUUCUCAGACCUACUGAAUAUGCAUAUAAAAUUUGAUAAAAAUCGGUCAAGCCGUUCUGGAGGAGUAUGGUGACUAACACUGUGACACAAGAAUUUUAUAUAUAAGAUUAAUCUUUCAGUUUAUUUUACUAUGACCAUAGUCUUACUAUCACUUAUAACACUGAAAUGUCUGUGUUCUCUUUUGGAUUCUGAAUGUAAUACCAUCCUUGCAUUAAUCUUCCGUAACAUUAUGUCAUAUUAUUUUACAGCUAAAAUAAGGAAAUAUGUACAUUUAAAACUCGAACUGUACGUUUUCAUAAUAUUUAUUUGGUUUUUGCUCUCAAGGUUUUUAAUCUCAUUCAUAAUUUAGCGCACUAUUUGGGUAUGAGCCUGGAAGGCACAACUUUUGAAUAUAGGUAUAUUAAGAUACACUUUUUAAUUAUUUAUUGUUUUCACGAACAAGAAGGUUGAGAGUACGAGAAAGACAAUAGUCCAUGAUGGACAUUGACUCAUACAAAAUCUGUAUAUUUCGUCAAAUUUCAGUGGAAUAGGCCAAUUUCUGAUAGAUCAUAUUUAUACAAGUCUCUAGUGAUGUUUAAUAAUAAAUUGUGUUGGAAGACACGCAGGAACAUAAGUUUUUACAGAUUUUAUAUUUCACUUUCAAGAAUUGUAAUACUGAAUCGUUAAGCCAUGUUGGACACUAUCUAGUGUGUUUUAAAUUGUUUUUUAUUUCUCACAGUAACGUAAAGCAUCAUUUAUUAAUGAUUAUAGCUUACUGACAUCUGAUAACUUUAAUGGCUUAUUAAAUUUUUUUUUGUUAUACCCACGAUGUUAGAUAUUUUAUUCUACUAUCUGCACACUAGUUGUCUGCAAUUUUAAAGAUAACUUUUUAUCAACUUUAUCCCUGAGAAUAUUUAAAUUGUGUUUCUUGUCUCAUAUAACUAUUGAAGGUCAAACUGAAGAGAAUUUUUGAUUAAUAAUGUGUCGUAUGUAAUUUUGGAUUGUAAAACAGUUAUAAAUUUUGUCACCCAUCUCUGGAAUAUGUUUUUAAUUUUUAUGAUGAUCAGAAUAAUAUUCUAUUUGAUAUUCAUAUGGUUGACGUGUGGUAAAAUUGUUACAAUUGGUUAUGUUGUUUUGUUUGUACCUUGAUGUUUUGGAUUUAAUACAAACAAAUCAAGGUAUUUUUUGUAUGUAUUUUCUACAUUAAUAUUAGUGUGAUAAUCAAUUAGUUUAGUCAAUUAGUUUAGUGUAUGAUAGUAGUAAGAAUAAUAGUACACCAAAGGGUAAAAGCUAAGUAAAUUUUUAUAGACAUACAUAGUUUGGUACGGUUUGUCAUUUUAAGGUUAUUAUACACAACCCAGAGCGACAACUAUGCAGAGUGCUGGUAUACACACAGAGUAAACUGUUUGUUGAUGUAUGCCACACCCCGGAGUGCGGACGCUUCCUAUCUUGGGCGGUGAUGAUUGAAUACUGGGCCAUAAAUCAGUAAAUGGCCACUGUUCAGGUCUCUACCCGCCUUGCCGAUGACAGUUAUGAGUUACUAGAUUCAGUAUGCUUUUGUUACAAAACAUAAAAACACUUCACAUAAUGAAAUGAAAUUUUGUUACAUUAAAAAGCCCUUUACAAUAACUAUAUUUAAAUAUAUAUUUUUGGCAAUUAAUAUUGCUGCUCUGGGUGUGUUUCUGAAUGUCAGUCUGCUGUGACUGAAAAGAAACAGCUCCUGGAAAUUAAAAGAGAACAAUUUAUCAAGUUAUAUUUAAAUGUAUUCACGGGAACAUUGCACUGCUGUUAACGGUUAUCACUCCCACCUUCUUCCGGGCCGGUGAUGUGCUAUUUAAAUGCCAGCACUUGUCACGUUGCACACUCACGUGUAAAUAGAGCCAGGGAGGUUAAGGGCUAAAGUGGGCUAGCCCUGGACAAUGUCACUGCAUAAAACCUACAGUACACAACCCACUGCUGUAUUCUGUAUUCUCACUUUCUCAAUUGCAGUUUCAUUUAAUACUAGGGCUGUUCCGAUACCGAUACCGAUUCCAAUACUCCGAUAACACCACUGAUUCCGAUACCACUGCGGAUACCAAAACCGAUACCUCAAUUUUUGUUUUCUUACAAAGAGUUAUUAUUUUAAGUAAAAUGUAUGUUAAAUUGUAAUAUGCUAGACAUUUUUUAAUCAAUUGUGUUUAGUUUAUUUACAUAUUAACAAAUUCUGAUUUUUCUCCUGAAAAGUAACUGUAUUUAGGAGUGCUUGAGAUUACACUUCAAAAAAAAUCAACUGAUUCACAUGAUCUGGCAGCAGAGAUGACCUGUGGUCAUUUACAAUCAACCCUGCUUGAGAAAAUAUUUGCUCUGAACAAACUGAUCCUGCAGGAACUCCAAGAUAGAAUUUGCUUAGUUCCUUCAUUUGUUUGAAGUCAGAUGAUCUCCAGUACUCUGCACGUGAAUGCUUGAGUGAACAGAGUGGUGUGCUCAGGUAACGAUCAAUCUCUUUUUCUGACGACAGUGGUGCAUCAAAAUAUGAGUUUCCGGCUCGUAAGCUGAUAAGCUGCUACAUAAUCUUUUAAAAAAAAAAAAAAAAUACCUACAGUAAAAUUACUGGCACAAACAUAUAACAAACAACUCCUUUGACACCAUAAUAACUAACCCCACAUACCUUUGCAAGAGAAGGUGUAUAUUCGUCAUUUUCUUUUCAUCAUCUGAAGUAUCUGUAUCAACGUUACAUAGUGCCACUUCAGUUUCAUAGCCAAAGAACUUUGCAGUUUCUGUAUAACCAGAUUUUUGAACUUCUGUGAUGUCCCAGCAUCAAACAAACUAGUCUUGAAUCUUGGAUCAAGACCUGUUGCCAAAAUGUAAGUUUCAUCAUUCACAAUUUUGUCAAAUCUUCUGGUUAAUUCUGACAAAAGAUCAUUGAUCAGACCUUUCAUUACUGUGCCUGGGACAUGGCACUCAUUUAUCUCUGCCUGACGACUUUUCAACAUGGCUUUAAGUGCUUUCAACAAGGGACCAAACUUCACCUAGUGAUGUAUCUCUAGAGCUGAUGGUCUUGGUGGCUUAGGCAAAAUAUGACAGAUUACUAACCAAUUCAGUUGUCAGUGCUCACUCUGUUGCUUUUAAAUUGAUUACUUGCUGAUGCAAACUUGAAACGACUGAAACAUCAAUAAGAAUGUGCCGACAACAUUCAAAAUACCGUAAAAAUUAAACAGGUAUAAGAUGAAUCCGAUACCAACAGUUUUUGGUUUAUUUACAUUUCUUUACAACUAAUUUUAAAUUUUUAAACUGGAUUAGAAAAUACAAGCUGCAAAUAUUCCAUUUUAAGCUUGAAGUAAAUUGUACAAAAGAACAAUGCCAUGGUCAUGUUUUCAAAAAUCUAUUGGUUGUGGAAAAUUACUUGAGAAAUGUAAAUUAUUCCAAACAUGCAGGUAUCAAACCACAUUAUCUAUUAAUUAUGAUUGGUUUACCUGAAAUGGGAUCCCUUUGUUCCACUAGUCUUUCCAACAUUAAAAAGGUAGAAUCCCAAUGAGUUGGCUCAUCUUGUAUCAAGUUUUUCCUCUUCCUACCCAAGUCGUCUUGUGCCUCAUGCAAUGAUUUCAGACCAGAAGUUGAGUGCUUGAAAAACCCCACCAGCUGUCGUGCAGCUUUUAAUGUUUUCCUUACAUUCGGACGGUUGAACAAUGACUGGUUGAUAACCUACAAAAAUUACAGCAGAAUCACUGAUUAAAAUCAAACACUUUCUUAAAACUGAAAAUAAUUAUGUUGUCUUUGUUGUGAAACUUGAAUCAAAAUGUAUGGCUUCCUCAGUGAAUAUUACAAUUUAUAAAUAAACGUCACCCACGUAUCUGGUCAGAACAAAAUUUUAGUUUACAGAGUUUUAGCACAGACACAGGUUGUACCUCGAACUACUCACCAACUGAAGUGUGUGAGCCGUACAGUUGACAUGAACAAUGGAAUGUGGUAAUUUUGCCACUGCUGCAACCACAUUUGCAAUUGUCUGUCACAACCACUUUCAAUUUUUCCUUAAUGUUCCAGUUGUCAAAAGCAGCCGACCAAUUUUUGGCAAUCAAAUCAGCAGAAUGAUUAGGCCCUUCAAAUGGCAUCACUUCCAGUAGUAGAUGGCACUUCUCGAAGUCAGGUUGCACAAAAUGGCAUGUGAUGGAAACAUAAUCAUGACUUCCUACUGAUGUCCAAAUGUCAGACGUAACACAAACAUGCUCUGUUGUUUCCAGAAGAACACAUAUUUUUGUUUUAAUCUCUUCAUACAUGCUUGGAAUUAAAUUUGUAGCAAAAUAUUUUCUCCCAGGCACUUGGUACUUAGGGCAUAUUUUGGCCAUUAAAGCUCUAAAACCCUCACUCUCAACGAAACUGUACGGCAAACUAUCCAAACACAACAUUUCAGCAAUGGUUUUGCUAAUUUCUUGAGCUCGUGGGUCCUUACUAUCAUACUUAAUAUUAAUACUUCGUUGAAAGGCAUCAAAGACAGUAAGCUGCACCAUCUCUGUGGAACUGGUGCUUGGUAGAUCCGACUUUUCUUGAAAAGAAUGACUUGUACAACCUUGCCUUUCGUGUGAAGCUGUGGCUAUUUCAUGCUUGUGCUUAGAGUAUCCCUGGCAGUGCACUAAAUGCCUCUUGAGAUUAGUUGUAUUAAAAGUUGUUGUCUCUUUCCCGCCUCUUGAAACCAAACUUUUACAAUAUCUUGCCUUAGAUAUGUUAUCAGGCACUUUGUCAAAAUCAUUCCAAACAGAAGACAUCUUUGUUCAAAAUUUGACACGAAAAAUAAAUACAAUGAAAAACUAUUUGCGUAUUGUACCUAUGAUCACACUAACCCCCAAGUCAAGAGUAUCUUGGUAACACACCCUGAAAACUGGUAUGUAUACCAAGGAGUAUUGGUACAUCUUUCUAAACACCCUUGAUAAAUGGCGACACCACCACAACAGUGAUGGAAUACGUAUUUUCUUGUCCCUGAAAAACAUUUUUUUCUCUUUUAACAAGUGCGUAGAUAGCCGAAUCAUAAGUAUUCGUGUGGAAAUUAGGAGAAAAAAAAGGCAGCCGUACACAAUAAAAUACAGUAUGUUGUGUAUUUACAGAAUUGUGAUUGAGAGGUUAUGUGUCGGUCUUGGUAAAUAAAGAUAAUGUACCUUUUCGUUAAUUUCCAUGGGCUUAAUAUGCACUGAACCAAUAAAUUACUGUUGGUUUCAGUCCUCUCAAUUACUGUAACAUCAAAUAUCUGGAUUUUUUUACUUUAUGUAAAACUUUAUAUAAAAUACAGUAUGUUGUGUAUUUACAGAAUUGUGAUUGAGAGGUUAUGUGUCGGUCUUGGUAAAUAAAGAUAAUGUACCUUUUCGUUAAUUUCCAUGGGCUUAAUAUGCACUGAACCAAUAAAUUACUGUUGGUUUCAGUCCUCUCAAUUACUGUAACAUCAAAUAUCUGGAUUUUUUUACUUUAUGUAAGCAAUGCCCUAACCUGAAAAAAAAUUCCUAUCUUGUUUGUAUGUUGUUUAUUGUUUAAUUAUGGGGAUUUGUUUCUGAAACAUGAGAAAUUCUUUGUGAGGUUAAGUGGUAUCAGUAUUUAUGGCUUGAACGUGAAAUUGCAAAUAAAAUAUCUGCACCGAUACUACUACUGAUUACUUUGAAUCGGCUAUGACCUUAAUAUCGGCCGAUAACCGAUACAUGUAUCGGUAUCGGAACAGCCUUAUUUAAUACAAAACUGGAAACUUCAGAACGUAUUUCUUCAAAAUACACUUUGGUUCACAGGCUUUCAGUUUAACAUUAGUGAUAAGUAAUAUCUGAACUCUUCAAAAUUUUAUGCUGUCCUUAUACAUUUACUUGUUACCUAAUACCGGUAACAUAUUUCUCAAGUGUUCACAAUAAAGACUACUAGUGUGAUAUUUUAGUUUGCAAAUAACCUUUAGUAAAUAUCUGGUGACAAAAUUUCAAAUCUAAAAUCAAAUGCAAAAGAGCUAUUGUACCUAAAUAUUUAGCUUAUUACAAGAAAAGAUAACCAGUGUGGCAAGUGCUGAGCCUUGAGUGCUGAUAAUAGAUAGAAAAAGAAUACAUUCACAAAAUAACUUAAUGUAAGCUUUACUUACAUUGUCUAAUUAUUCACAUAUUUCCAGUAAUGCACAAAAUUAUCUUCAGUACAAAAAAAAUCCCUUUCGGCACAGUCUACAGACUGAUUUCGUACAGGUAGAUUUCGAAGUACCUAUUUCUUCUGGAAAUAUUUUAGAAACUUCUAUAAACUCCUGAACAUUUUAAGAGCUUAAUGUAGCCAAUAUAACAUCCUACAUGUUCGACAAUAUUCAAAUAAGAUCGAUUUUACAUGUUCACAUAUUCCAUUAAGCGAAAAUAUUUUGAAUGUUUUUUACUUAACGCAUGCAGCAUUGAAUGUCUUAACAGAUUUCAUAUUAUGCUACGUAUGUUGUUUUUGAUCUUCAAACACUAUUUUUCAUCAAUUGCACUAAUAUGUUGUCGUAUAAAUUUUUUUGGCCAUAGGUUUAAGGUAACAUUAAGAUGAUUAUUAAUAAAUUCCGAUGAAUUUGAUACUAAGAAAGUUUUUUUUUUCAAUCCAUGUGAUAACGGUAAUAGUUAGUUUAAUCCGAAAUUGUUCCAGCCAAAGUUUUUAGAUAAAGUUUAGGCAUUUUACAAUAAAUUAUAAUGGAUUUGAUAUUAUAUCUAUUUAAAAGAGUAAUGAAAUUUUGUCUUUCUACCCAUGUUGUUUCCACCCAUUGCAAUAAUGGUUUGUAUUAUGGAAAAUUGUUUCAGACUUAAUUUUUAGAUAUAAGAUUAAUAACAAAUUUGCACAAAUUCGAUUUUGUUCCUAUGAAGGGAGUUAUGAUUUUUCAACCCUUAUUUUUUCAACACCUUGCAGUUAUGGUUGGUUUGUAUCAAAAUCUUAUUCAGAUAAUAGAUUUUGGCAUUACUCCUAUAAGUUAUAAUACAUUCAAAUGGUUGUGAUAUUUUCCAUAUUAUGGGAGCUAAGUGAUUUUUCUGUUUUUCAAAAAACCCUCCCCAUUUCUACCCCUUUGGUCGGAUAUUGCCCAUUAACGAAAUCGAUCUAGAUUUUCCAUUACUAGACUUAUUUAUCAGUUUGGAAGUGAUUUGUGAAAAAUUGUGACAGUUAUUGUGUCUACAAAAUUGUGAUAAAGAUAUAUAUUUUGGGGUCUAUGGAUCAUGAAAUUAAAAACUGUGUAAAAAAUUUCCGAAAUUUGCAUCAUGGUAACAGCUACAAUACAUGGUGUUUCUUUGAAAUCUACCUAAUAAAGGAAAAACAAUCUCAGUACACAACAAAUAAAGCACUCAUUACAAACAAAUAGCCAGUAGCAACAAGGGAGGUGAGGCAAGCCUUGAGCAAGCAGUUUUUGACAAAACAAAAAUAGGAGGGGCCGAAGAAGACAAAGAAAUUAUCAUUAGCCUAAUAUUCACUAAUCAUAAGUUUUACGCCUUAAUAUUUCUUGUGAACACACUACACCAAAAUAUUAUUUUUUACAUAAAAUAUAUCCAUAACUGUGUCUUGUGUUCCCUGACUUUUCCUGGUUUUCUUCACCUGUAGCAACCCUGAAAUUUUAUGUUUAAUUACUUGCUACUGUUUGUAACUGUAUGUACAUAAAUAAAAUAUAUGACUUUAAAUACAAUAAUAUAGGUCCUAUUGCAUAUGACUGUUGAAAAUUCUGCUAGAAUUUUAUACAUAAGAGUGCCAUAUUGAUGUUAGUAUGUAUGUUUAUUUAAAAAUGUAUGUAUGUAUGUAAUUAAUCUGUGAUGAAGAGGAAAGACUUAUUAUUUGAGUUAUCAGCUUAACAUCAGAAAAUACUAUGUUAGCCUGCUCUAAGAAAUUUAUGAAUUAUAUUACUUUAUAUUCAAAAAAAAUUUGUUAUCGCUUGAAUAAACCAUUUCAGUGUUGUCUCAAAUUAUGGAGAACUGUCACAUCUUUUGAAUUUAUUCACUAUCAUAACCUAAUAUACAUUUUGUGCAGUACGUACUCUGCUGCUGUUACAUAAAGAAAGAUGGGGAGAAGUAAAAUUAGAAUGAAUAGUCUACCUUGAGCUUGUGUUUAUCCGUGUCUCCAUACUUAUAAUCUUCACAUGUUGAUGUACUGUAGAAUUUAAAUCUAAGUAGUUAAAAUUACACCCAUCCUUGAAGUAACACUGGUUGAUUUGUGGUGUUUUGAAGUAACG